AUGGCUUACUCGUCGGCCCAGUUCCGUCAGGCGUACGCGAUUCCAUUCGCAUCGUAACUUUGACGAUGGAACUUCAUUAUCGAAGCGAGAUUUCAGUUUUGCUGGUUGUUCAGUGGCUGUUGUUGUUGUUGCGCUUGUGUUUGUCAGAUCUUUUCAUCUGUGUGUGUGAAAGUCCUGUUAUUUUGGGUGAGAAAUUGUGUGAUUGAAUGGUGGAAAACAGCCAGUUGGAGUUCGUAUGUGUAUGAGUUUGUUCUCCAUUUCGGUUCAGAAAUAUGAAGUGUUAUUGUUGUAAAAACUUAUUACGCGCGUAAUUUAAAUAAAGUAGAUCAUUCAUCGUGAAAAAUAAUAUCUCACCGAGUUUGUACGUUUGAUGAAUCAUUCAGAAGCUACACUGAAUCAAGCUCAAAUUUGCAAAGUAAGAAAAGCGACAAUGCUGCAAGCUUUUAUACUUUUUUUUUUUUUUUCUUUUAAUUUAUCUCAAAACUUACUUUUUUCUUUUCUCUUCUUUCAGAGUGAAACACGAAAUGCGUUUGUUGAUCACUUUGGUUUCUAAGGUAUUCUUGUCGAUUUCAAUUGCAAAUGAACAUAAUCUGAUCGUCCGAUCCUGCUUAUUUCAGGUGUGAUUUAACCCAAAAGAAAAGAAAAGAAAAAUAUCCAAAGAUCAGUGGAAUCGCGUUCAGGAAUGUUCUGCCUAAGAGGAAGGAACAGCGGCGACACGAAACUUGAAGGAAUGUUAAAGCAGGAUGAUUUCGGCUGGUGGUUGAACAACGAAGACAAUCCAAAGUCGUCGAGAACCGCUCGCAGCAAAGAUCGUCAAUCUGCAGGAUCGACCGAGUCGAUGUUUUCUUGCGUGGACUCGGACGAUAGCGACAGUUAUUUCCUCGCGCAGGAGUUCAAACAGGAAUGCAACGACAAUUACGAAAAGAUAGAGCUGACGUCGUUAAUUAACGAGGAUCUGGACAUAAAUCUUAUCGAGCAAGACGCGAUUAGAAAAGAGACGGGCGUCGCGCCAUUUCAAACGGAAGAUGGGAUGCGGUGCACGACAGAUUUCAAGCCAAAGUCGCAGGAAUCGCACGGCGUGUGCUAUACCCCGGAAAGGCUGGUCAGGUCGCAAAAGUACCGGAUACUAACGCCAUCGCCUCGUUAUUUAUCCAUCUCUCAAGUGAGAGACGUGCCAGAAAAUCCAUGGAAAACAUCCUUGUACCGCCGGCGAUUGAACUAUCUUAUCGACUCGAGCCAAGAUGGUGCAAUGCAACUGAAAGCUCUCAUGAAUCCCAAUCGGAAAGAGAUCGUGGUGCCGACGAUCGACCUGCAUCGUUGGAGGAAAUACGAACGUGUCUACAACGUUAAUAAAGGGACGAUUGGCGAUGAAGACGAAACGAAAAAGGAAGAUGUGUCGAGUCAUUCGGAGAGCCUAGACAUGUCCGAUCAUUCGUUCAGCAAGAGAUCGAUUUACGAAAGAUUGAACGACACGUGGCAAAGCUGCGACAAGUUGAGGACACGCAACUCUGGUCAUUCUGAAACGAGUCUGUUCAAAGACACUUCCGGUAUCCAAAGCAAUUCUCUCUGUCUCAGUGAUGAGUUGGCGACGACGAAUCACAUGAUCGACACCACGCAGGAAAAAUGUUCUACCACCAACGAGGCGGUGUCGAUUUUUCAAACGCUCGACACAAAUCGCGAGGAAGCUGCGGUUCUUCUUGAGGAAGAUCCUUUCUACGACAGCAUGUCUACGCACGAUCGAUUGACCAGGUUGGCCCUGGCAAUCGAAACGGACGAGAAUAUGUCGGCAAUCCUUGAAAAAGAACCGCUAGUCCAUCUUCAAAACAAAAUAAAGAAACUUCAAGAUAGCAACAAAGAUAUUUAUAGAGAUAUAUCUGAGCUUCGGAAAAGCUUUCAAUGUGACGAAGAGAAAAUGGCAGAUGUUUUGCUCAAUACAAGUAAACUGCGACAAGAAGUACAUGAUCUACGAUAUCUCGACGACCUUUUGAACCUCUUACGGGGAGAAUUGGAAAGGAUCUCGAAAAGGAAUUGGCCAUUUGUUAUAGGACGUACAAAUGAUCAUUCGGAGGAAAUGAAUCUCAUCGUGUGAACGAUACAAAAUUAUUUCCACUGUGGAAUAUAGCAAAAAGUUUUUCAACAUUACGAAAUAAUACCUCGUUACUUAAAAUAUUUUUAUAAGAAUAUACAAACACGCCAGAAGUGUUUUACUGCCAUUGUUAACUCAUGAUGAGAUAAAGUUGCAAGAUGAAUUUAUAUAAUAAAUUUUGCAGUUUCUUUUGUAUAACUGACUAGUAACAUAAAUUUUAGAUGAUAUAGCAUAUAGUUGGUUCUACGAGAGAAAAUUUUUCCAUAACGUUGUGUUUAUCUAAAUCAAAUGAUUAAUAAAUAAGAAUGCGUGAAAUUUCUAUAAAAAUGAAUUUCUAUAUUUCUAUUUCUAUUUGUAUGCACAAAUAGAAAUUAAACGUAUAUUUUAGAGAAUAGAAUUUUAAGAAAUAUAUUCUCUGGAAUAUGAAAAUAAUACAUUACUUGAAUACAUUUUUUCCUUUUGAAAAAUUUAUUAUUAUUAUUUGUAUAAUAUAUUUUUAUAUGUAUAUAGUCGCAAAUCCUUUUGUGAUUUAAUAACUUGUACAAAAUUCUCAUAUUUCUAUUAUUGAACUGUUGCCAGUAUUAGUAUCAGUACUUAAUCAAUAUACCACAGGCAGGUAUCAUUUAUUUAAAAUUAAUACUUAAAACAAAUCUAGUUCUAAUUUUGGAUUUUGUUUAUAUAGUUGUUUAACAAUAAUUACAAUUAAUAAAACGUUUAACAUUCCUUCUUGAUUACUAUAAAUAUCAUCAUUAAUUUUAGGUAAUUAUC
Heterotrigona itama is the source of this 2854-nucleotide messenger RNA. The record is from the annotation of a GenBank genome assembly. Lineage: Eukaryota; Metazoa; Arthropoda; Insecta; Hymenoptera; Apidae.